GCUAUUCAUUCUGUUGCUUGGCAUCAUGAAGGGAAACAGUUCAUGUGCAGUCACUCUGAUGGCAGCUUGACCCUAUGGAAUCUGAAAAGUCCUAACAGACCAUUCCAGACCACAAUUCCACAUGGAAAAAUUCAAAGAGAUGGAAAAAAACCUGAAUCUUGUAAACCAAUUCUUAAAGUAGAGUACAAGACCUGUAAAAAUAGUGAACCCUUUGUGAUAUUUUCUGGUGGACUGUCAUAUGAUAAACCUUGUCGAAGACCAAGUUUAACCAUCAUGCAUGGGAAAGCAAUUACAGUUCUUGAAAUGGAUCAUCCUAUAGUUGAUUUUUUAACUCUUUGUGAAACCCCAUAUCCAAAUGAAUUUCAAGAACCCUAUGCUGUGGUUGUGCUUUUGGAAAAAGAUCUCAUUGUUGUUGACCUGACACAAAGCAAUUUUCCAAUCUUUGAAAAUCCAUAUCCUAUUGACAUUCAUGAGUCACCUGUUACCUGCACAGAAUAUUUUGCGGAUUGUCCUCCAGAUUUGAUUCCUGUACUCUAUUCUGUAGGAGCAAAACAUAAAAAGCAAGGAUACAGCAAUAAGGAGUGGCCUAUCAGUGGUGGAGCAUGGAACCUUGGAGCUCAGACAUAUCCUGAAAUCAUUAUUACAGGCCAUGCAGAUGGAUCAGUAAAGUUUUGGGAUGCUUCUGCCAUUACUCUACAGAUGUUGUAUAAAUUAAAAACGUCAAAGGUCUUUGAAAAACAGAAACCAGGAGAAGGAAAAGCAACAGCUGAAAUUGUGGAAGAAGAUCCUUUUGCUGUUCAGAUGAUGUACUGGUGUCCUGAAAGCCGAAUUUUCUGUGUGGCAGGAGUUUCUGCAUAUGUGGUGGUUUACAGGUUCAGCAAACAUGAAGUAAAUACUGAAAUUGCAUCAUUAGAGGUACGACUUCAGUAUGAAGUAGAAGAUAUCAUUACUCCCGAACCGGAAAUAAAUCCUUCAUUUCCAGAUGCCUCCUCCCAGCUUCCUUCUUUAAAGAGCCUUUCAGGCAGUACCAAUACUGUAGCAUGUGAAGGAACGAUGAAGGAUAGCAUCCCAUGUCUUAGUGUUAAGACUCGACCUGUGCGAAUGCCUCCUGGAUACCAAGCAGAUCUUGUUAUUCAGCUGGUGUGGGUGGAUGGUGAGCCUCCACAACAGAUUACCAGUCUUGCUGCAAACUCUGCUUAUGGACUAGUGGCAUUUGGAAACUGUAAUGGUUUGGCCGUUGUGGACUUCAUGCAGAAGACAGUUCUACUGAGCAUGGGAACCCUUGACCUAUAUGGAUCAAGCGAUCCGUACCAGCGUCAGCCCCGUUCUCCCCGCAAAAGCAAGCAGUUUGCUGCAGACAACUUUUGCAUGCGUGGCCUGUCUAACUUUUAUCCAGAUUUAACGAAACGGAUCCGUACUUCCUAUCAGAGCCUGACUGAACUCAGUGACAGUCCAGUUUCCCUGGAGCUAGAGCGUUGCAAGUCUCCCACUUCAGAUCACGUGAAUGGUCACUGUACAAGCCCAACAUCCCAGAGCUGCAGCUCAGGAAAACGACUUUCCAGUGCAGACGUCUCAAAAGCAAACCGGCGAGGGCCUGGGAGGCCCCCCUUCAGAAAAGCCCAGUCUGCAGCCUGCAUGGAGAUUUCUCUCCCAGUCACCACAGAAGAAAAUAGGGAAAACUCCUUCAGCCGCUCCCGCAGCUCCAGCGUGUCCAGCAUCGACAGGGACUCGAAGGAGGCGAUCACUGCUUUGUACUUCAUGGAGUCCUUUGCCAGGAAGAACGACUCCGCUGUCUCCCCCUGCCUCUGGGUUGGAACGGGCCUCGGUAUGGUCUUAAUCCUCUCCCUCAAUCUGCCUGCCAGUGACGACCUGCGGCAGUCAGAGCCAGUCAUGGUGUCGCCAAGUGGCACAGUUCUAACCCUGAAGGGAGCCGUGCUGACCUUCGCGUGCUUGGACUGCAUGGGGACGUUGACACAUCCACCAUAUGAAGUAUGGAGGGACCCACACAGUGCUGAUGACGGUGAAAAAACAAGAAAAAGGAAACUUGUCAUGCAUUCCCCUUCCUCCUCCCAGGAUAUGGGUGAUCAUCAAUUUGCAGUCAUUUGUUCAGAAAAACAAGCCAAAGUCUUCUCAUUGCCUUCCCAAACAUGUCUUUAUGUCCACAACAUCACCGAAACGUCCUUUUUAUUGCGAGCAGAUGUGGUCACCCUCUGUAACAGCGUCUGUCUGGCGUGCUUUUGUGCCAAUGGGCACAUCAUGACACUGAGCUUGCCCAGCCUUCGCCCACUGCUGGACCUCAACUAUUUGCCUGUGACAGACAUGAGGAUAGCGCGGACCUUCUGUUUCACUAACGAAGGGCAAGCUCUGUAUCUCAGCUCUCCCACAGAGAUCCAGCGCCUGACCUACAGCCAGGAGAUGUGUGAUAAUCUGCAGGACAUGCUUGGGGAUUUGUUUACUCCUGUGGAAACGCCAGAAGCCCAAAACAGAGGCUUUCUCAAAGGACUCUUUGGAGGAAGUGGACAAGCUUUUGACAGAGAGGAGCUUUUUGGUGAGGCCACGGCGGGAAAGGCCUCUCGCAGCCUCGCUCAGCACAUCCCUGGAUCCGGCGGGAUCGAAGGAGUGAGAGGGGCCGCGGGAGGCGUGAUCGGGGACCUGACCCGCGCGCGCAUCGCCCUGGACGAGAGAGGGCAGAAGCUGGGAGAGCUGGAUGAAAGGACUGCGAGCAUGAUGGCCAGCGCAGAGGCGUUUUCCAAACAUGCACACGAGGUGAUGCUGAAAUACAAGGACAAAAAGUGGUACCAGUUUUAAGACUUUCAAAGAAGCUGCUUGUGGCUUUAUUAAGAACACUGUUCAGGGAAGCAACACUCAUUCCCAAAUCUACCAGUCACAGGCCAGAGACAGUUUUUUCUCCUAGAAGAUGUUUUCCUGUUACUAUUCUUGGAUUCAUCACAGUGGGAAGCAAGGAGAAAGUUUACAGACCGUAAGACAGAAGCUAGAAUCGUGUGGGUCUUACUUCAACAGCUGGCUCAUGCAGUAGCCAAUUUUUUUUUUCCAAAAGGAACUCAACCAUCACUGUGGCAUGUAGUUUUUCAGAAGCUGUAGGUAUGAACUGUGGGGAGUGUGUCUGGUUAAAAAUAUUCUGUACAAACUCGAAUGUUAAUGCACUUAUAAAACUUUGCAUGACUAAUUGACA
Merops nubicus (carmine bee-eater) is the source of this 3193-nucleotide messenger RNA. RefSeq names its product syntaxin binding protein 5-like (gene STXBP5L). Gene Ontology annotation, biological process: regulation of exocytosis; regulation of protein secretion. Gene Ontology annotation, molecular function: syntaxin binding; GTPase activator activity; myosin II binding. The record is from RefSeq and is a predicted model, not a curated record. The transcript has 20 exons. Gene Ontology annotation, cellular component: cytoplasm; plasma membrane; SNARE complex. The annotation marks the transcript as partial. Lineage: Eukaryota; Metazoa; Chordata; Aves; Coraciiformes; Meropidae.